Exophiala viscosa is the source of this 1082-nucleotide messenger RNA. RefSeq lists its product as uncharacterized. The record is from RefSeq and is a predicted model, not a curated record. The transcript has a single exon. Lineage: Eukaryota; Fungi; Ascomycota; Eurotiomycetes; Chaetothyriales; Herpotrichiellaceae. Bases 255 to 998 code for a protein of 247 amino acids.
GACAACACCUUGAUUGGUAGCUGCUGGACCGGAACCAACAUUCCCUUCGUGGGUACGAGGCAGCGUUGUACUUAUCUGGAACAUAUCUCGAGAAGGACCUCACGGAACUACACACCACUGCUUGAGAAUGUCUAUACAAGUGUGAGCGUACGAGGGGUUGCUCGUUUCACCAUCUGCUUCAGAAUCUCCACUCCACAAGUCCUUUUCUGCUACGACCUUUCACCAUCACUAUAUACAUUCAAACAAUUUUCAAAAUGUGCAAGGCUCACGUUCUACGCUUUUGCUGCGGGCAUGGCGUCCUUAUGGGGUUCGACGUCUGCAGACUGGCACCAUGUCCUAUCCUCAAGACUACCGGUGUCAAACUUCCACAACAACCAUACAAAUGUUACAAUUGUCAAAACAGGCUAUCGAACCUGUCAUCAACAAUGUCUUCGUCACGGGCAGGCUGUGAUUCAUCGAUGAGUAGUCGAGACUCAGCCUCUUCUCAGGGUUCCUCAGCAAGUCCACCACGAUCACCUAUAGCGAGGACCAAGACUUCGGCACCUCUUCCCGGGGGCAUCGCUCGCCAACCAACCGAAUGCAGCAUGCUGUCUCGAAGGUCCACUUGGAACGACUCGCUUCCAGCCAAGGCAUUUGCUUUUUCGUGCUGUUCAUCAUCGCACUUCGUCACACCCCAUUACAUGAUUCUGCCGAAUCAUCUUCCUCACCAGGAUCAUUCUUGCCCACCUUGUCAACUAGAAGAGUUGCGGAUGAGAGCUGACAGGGAAGCUACUGCGUCGGCUAAGGCUGAAUAUCCCCAUCUCACGGGCGAAAUGUUGGUCAGUGACGGACGAGUCUGGGAGGAUUGGCAGACAAAACCGACACUCGAAGGAUACAUUGACGAAAAACGGUCUGACGAGCGGCAGAUGUGGCUGCAUGUCACAAGGAAGUGGACGCAGGACCUGAAGAAGUUGCGGGUACUGGUUGCUGAAGAAGACGGUCUGGGUCUUCUAGGAUGAAGCUGCUUGGGCCAUCAGUUGAGGCCAACGGUCAUGAUUUAUGAGGCGUUUAAAGAGAUGGGAGGCAGGCCGUCAAUUGAAGCG